CAGAUCACCCCCACCCUUUUUCCACGCCUCUCUUUCUGUCUCUCUUCAAAUCUCCUCCCAUAAGAAGAAGCUUCGUACCCUUUCCUCACAGAGAGAGACCUCCAGUGACACCAAUGGCGUUAGAGUGGGUGGUUCUAGGCUACGCCGCUGGCGCAGAGGCGAUCAUGCUCCUCGUCCUGACCAUCCCAGGUCUGGACGCACUUCGCAACGGACUCAUCACCGUCACUCGCAGCCUCCUCAAACCCUUCCUCUCGAUCGUACCCUUUUGUCUCUACCUCCUCAUGGACAUCUAUUGGAAGUACGAGACUCGCCCUUCGUGUGAAUCUCAAUCGUGCUCUCCCUCGGAACAUCUCCGCCAUGAAAAGUCGAUCAUGAAGUCCCAGCGUAACGCUCUUCUUAUUGCUUCGGCUCUUGUGUUCUACUGGUUGCUCUACUCGGUUACUGGGCUCGUUGUUAAGGUUGAUCAGUUGAACAAGCGCUUGGAGAGGUUGAAGGCGCAGAACUGAUUGCUGGGUUGAUCAGAUAAGUCUGUUUUGUCUCGAUUUGUCAAUCGAUUCGAACGUGAACUUUGUUGUUAGGAUCUGUGUUGUUUUGGAUGACUUUAAGUUGUACCGCACGUCUAUCAUUGCGUGUGGACAUCGAGGGUUUCCUAUUUCUCGUGGGUA
This is a messenger RNA of Ilex paraguariensis (yerba mate), 665 nucleotides long. Lineage: Eukaryota; Viridiplantae; Streptophyta; Magnoliopsida; Aquifoliales; Aquifoliaceae. The record is from the annotation of a GenBank genome assembly.